This is a messenger RNA of Oncorhynchus mykiss (rainbow trout), 2823 nucleotides long. Lineage: Eukaryota; Metazoa; Chordata; Actinopteri; Salmoniformes; Salmonidae. The record is from RefSeq and is a predicted model, not a curated record.
AUGAGCUACUGUUCUCUGUCUCUACUCCUGGGUUCUCUGUUCAUCAUUGGGACUUCCUCUUAUCCUAAUGGUUCCUGUGAUGGCUACACGACUCUGGAUGAGCCUCGACGUAACUAUCUCUUCAGCUCUUCCUCUAUCCCCGGCUACCCCAUCAAUACCGACACACAGCGAACAAACAUAUGGGUGCGCUACGUCGGGAUCGGAGGGGACACCGUCAUUCCACAAUGUGCUCCACUCUAUUACAGCGGGGUAUAUUAUCCCAUCCAUCUGACCUUUACACAUCCUCAGUCUGAGUCUGAGACUCCAACAACGGGCAACGCGUGUGGAAACGCAGGUUCCUGCUGUAAUUACAAUGUAGCUAUUCAAGUGAUCUACUGCUCUUCUGGAGGAUUCUAUGUGUACAGGCAGAUGAACAGCCACCCAAUCGCCUACAUGGGUUAUGUGACAUAUAUCAAUGAGUGUGAGGAGACCGCUAAUCUCUGUGGUCCACAUUCCAACUGUACUAAUUCACCAGGAGUCUACAACUGUAGCUGUCUAGAGGGGUUUGUACCCUCAGACCCAGCCUUGGCACUCAACCCAACCCACAACCCCUGCACAGAUGUGAAUGAGUGCGUGGAGAUUGAGAAGGUUUGUGGUGGUUUUGGUAAAUGUACAAACACACCAGGAAAUUACACCUGCACCUGUUACAAUGGAUACAAGCCUGACGGACCCUUCGACUGCCAAGAUAUUGACGAGUGUUUCAACUCAACCAUCUGUGGUCAGGAGUCUGUCUGUACCAACACACCAGGAGCCCACAACUGUACCUGUCUCCUAGGCUUCUCACCCACAAACCCAGUCCUAGACCCCAGCAAGGCCAACCCCUGUAUAGACAUUGAUGAGUGUCUGAACAAAACCAUGUGUGGUCCCGAUGCCAACUGUACCAACUCUUAUGCAGCACACAGCUGUACCUGCCUCUUUGGUUACCUGCUCACCAGCCCAGAUGCCAUAGCCAGCCCUUUAAACCCAUGCCUAGACAUAGAUGAGUGUGCUAACACCCCUGGUCUAUGUGGUCUCCACUCUGUGUGUACCAAUGCACCAGGGACCUUCCACUGUUCCUGCGUGGAAGGAUACUUCUCCUCCACUGGAGUACUGUGGGAAACUGACGUCACUGUGUGUGAAAGUGUUGAUGAUGUUCUAGCCGCCAUAGUUCCCCCAGAGGGCCAGUCUAAGGAGAUGUACUUCCUCAACCAGAUGAACCAACAGCUGAUGGAGAACCCUGACAUAGUCCUACCAGAGGGGAAGGUGUCAGGAGUGGGAACCAUCUCAGCGCAGCAGGCCAGUACAGGCCAGGGGUGGAGUGGGGCUGGAAAGGAUGGCGGGGAGUCUGGCAGUGUGGUCCUGAAGAUCUCAGUGCUCCUGGUGAAUGCCUUAGUGGACCCUUCUCAGGGCCGGGUCAACAAAACCAUACACACACCUGAGCUGGACAUUAGUCUGCAGGUAAUGGAGGCCAACAGUACAGACACCUCUUCCCUCUCAGCCAGGGGAAACACCAUGGACAUCAACCUAAAUGCUCUGGCCAGAAACAAUAAUGGUACAGCAUCAGCAGUAUUCCUGACAGUCAGUGGGAUGGAGAGCCUUCUGGGUGCUAGCUUCUUGCAGACAGAAAACCACACAGAGAUGUUGUCUGAUGUCAUCACCGCCACACUGCCCAAGAUCAACCACACCCAGCUCUCUGAACCUGUCAACUUCACCAUGAGCCACAAGAGGAGGUUGGCUGAGCCUGGCCUGAUGACCUGUGUGUACUGGGAGGACAGAGGAAUGGAAUAUGAGAAUGGAACCAAGGGGAGGCAUUGGUCAGUGAACGGCUGUUGGGUUGUGUUCUCUGAUGAGAACUACACAGUGUGUAGCUGCUCUCACCUCUCCACCUUUGCCCUCAUCAUGCAGACAGGGGAGACUGUGUCGGAGGACAAUCCCUUCCUAGAGUGGGUGAACAGAAUGUGUGUGAUCGUGGGCCUGGUCUUCUUUGCUCUGGCCAUCCUCACCUUCCUGCUGUGUAGCUGGAACCCUAAGAUCAACAACACAGCCCGCCUCCACCUCUGCCUCUGCCUCUUCCUGUCCCAUCUGCUGCUGCUAUUGGAUUACACCUACCUCACUCACAAGCUGGUGUGCUCCGUCAUGGCAGGUCUCCUCCACUUCCUGGUAGUGGCCAGUUUCCUGUGGAUGCUGCUGGAGGCGCUCCAGCUCUACCUGCUGGUCCAGAGACUCUCUAGGAUCCAGGUCAUCCAGAGGGAAGGCCUCCAGAAGAAAUACCUCUUCCUGAUUGGCUAUGGCAUCCCCCUGGUGAUCGUGGGUGUGUCUGCAGCUGUGAAACGUGACGGCUAUGGGGGAUCUAAAGUAUGCUGGCUGAAGCCAGAACAAUACUUUACCUGGGCUGUGUUAGGGCCAGUGUGUACUGUCCUAGCACUGAACUGGAUAUUGUUCUGCGUUACAAUCUGGAGUUUGAGACCUACCUUGGCUAACAUGAAGAGUGAUGUCUCACAGUCCAAAGACACCAGACUGAUCAUCUUUAAGAUCCUGGCACAGUUUGUGAUCCUGGGUUGUACCUGGGUGCUGGGCUUGUUCCAGUCCACCAUGGUCUUCAAGUACCUCUUCAUCGUGCUCAACUCCCAGCAGGGCACCUUCCUCUACAUCGUUCACUGUCUCUUCAACAAGGAGGUACGUGAUGAGUACAGGAAGUGGCUGGGCUGUUCUUCCAGCUCCUCUACUCCAAACUCUAUGUUGGCUACCCUCACCCACUGGAACCAAGCAGGCCAGGGGGGUCAUAAACUGGCCCUUCACACCUAG